AUGGAAGUGACUGUUGCUUACAGUUCUGGUAUGAUUUUCUCGGUUAUUGAUGAGAGGAUGGGAUCUUAUCCUUCUGAUUGUGUGGAGAAGUUUCUAUCUUUGGCCCUCAAGUGUUGCCAAGAGGAGACAGAUGCCCGGCCUUCAAUGGCAGAGGUGGUUCGGCAACUUGAAAGCAUAUGGCUUAUGAUGCCACAAUCUGACACCAAAACGACAGAAUCAUCAGACAAAGACCCAGAAAUUGCAGUGACCUCUCAACCUUCCUCCUCUAUAGUGAAGAACCCUUACGUUUCGUCAGAUGUCUCUGGCAGUGAGCUCGUCAGUGGAGUCGUCCCAACUAUUACUCCUAGGUGA
This is a messenger RNA of Ilex paraguariensis (yerba mate), 351 nucleotides long. The record is from the annotation of a GenBank genome assembly. Lineage: Eukaryota; Viridiplantae; Streptophyta; Magnoliopsida; Aquifoliales; Aquifoliaceae.